UCAGACGGGGCACGGGGCACGGGGUACGAGCUGCUGUCGAACAAAAUUUGAGCCAAAAUUUGCUGAUUCGCCACCAAAUCCGAUUCCGAUUCCAUUUCGGCGGGAAAUUUCAGUUCUCAUGGCUAACGCGGACAAUAAUCCAUCGCACAAGGACGAGGCAUGUGGCGUCUACGACCUUCUGUCGGCGUCCCCGAAGUGCCUGAAAUUCUGCGCUCCCGCCAAUCGGAGCCAGAAGCGGAUUCUGACCCUCCUGAACUCCUUUCAGCAGCCGGUGAUCUUCAAGAUGAAGACGAAUGCCGUCGAGCAGUACCACGUGACGCCAUUCUUCGGCCGGAUCGAGCCGUUCAGCUCCCUGGAGGUGGUCGUCCGGCUGAACGGCCCGGAGCCCAAGGCCGACUGCCAGUUUCCGCAUCACCUCAGCGUCUACUCGACCUUUGCCCCCGCCGCCGGGGUCCAGGGGGAGAAACAGUCUAUCCUGGCCGUCUUCAAGGACAUUCCCGUCGCACGGCAGGCCAUGGUGCGCAUCAGCGUCGAGUACGAGGCCGAGCCAGCGGUGGCACCAGCGGUGGCGCCGGCGCCGGCCAAGCCGCUGCGGACGUCCGCCGCGUCGGAGAUCCGCAGUGCCGCCGAGCGGAUGAUCGCCAGCCAGGUGAUCUCGUGCGUGUCGAGCGGCAGGUACAGUGCCUCCAAUGCGGCCAGUGCCGCCAACCAGAGCAUCGCUCCGAGCCCGACCUGUGACCCCCUGGAGUCGCCGCCGCUGAACCUUGAGACGAGCGUCCGUCUGUCCCUGAACGACAUCACCAUUCCCUCGGCCCUCCAGAUGUUCAUUGUGGGCGCAGCCCUGGCGGGAGUGCUCUACCUCAUCGCCAUGGAUCCCAAGAAACUGGACGGGGUCUUCAAGAUGCUCCUCGGGUGCCUGAACAUGGACUCUUCGGAGAUCAUUCAAUGCGGCAAAUCGGAUAACACUUCUCCUGGUUCCGCUUCCGCCUCCGCUUCUGCCCCUUCCGCCACCUGCAACAUGCCGGAUUGUUGUCAGGGCGAUUGACGCAAUAAUCACACCUCAAAUUCAAUGUGCUCCCCCAGCCCCCAGCCCUUGGGCCUGUCUUUUUCUUCUCCUGUUGCCUCCCACAAACCCCCGAUUUGGGUCGGCUCCUGCUCUAUUUGGCCUGAAAGCGGAGGCCAUGGCCUUUGGCUAAUUGGCGGCCACAGUUGAUUAGCGUGUGAGUCGGACGCUGAUUAGGCAACAAUGGGGAUGAGGUGGGGGUGGGAUAGGAGCGGCAUUGGGGGUGGUUUGGAGCUGGUUUGGAGCUGGUUUGGAGUGCACUCUCAUUGCAUUAGCCACCCAAUUGUAAUUUACCUGAUCAAAUGCCUUAUGGCUUCACAUUUGAGGGGAUUCUCCAAUGGUUUCAAUCCCUAAAUACGCACCCCACCGCUAUAAUCUUUAUGCAUACAGGAUAGACGUUUAAGCCUUUAUUUUGGAGCGCUAAUCCCAGCCAAACGAUGAUUCAAGCCCUAGAAAAACGAAGAGCAACGAUGAUACGAUCCCUAGAUCCCAUUCCUGGAAAAACGACGGCGAAAAGAGGGGAAACCACGACGGAAACGCGAGAGUGGGGGAAAAGACAUAUUUAAGCCACAUUUCUUGAACAUUAACUUAAAAAUUAGCUAUUAAACCU
Messenger RNA from Drosophila miranda, 1673 nucleotides. RefSeq lists its product as uncharacterized. Gene Ontology annotation, molecular function: FFAT motif binding. Gene Ontology annotation, biological process: endoplasmic reticulum membrane organization. Lineage: Eukaryota; Metazoa; Arthropoda; Insecta; Diptera; Drosophilidae. The record is from RefSeq and is a predicted model, not a curated record. The transcript has 2 exons. Gene Ontology annotation, cellular component: endoplasmic reticulum membrane; plasma membrane. The coding region runs from base 119 to 1045 and encodes 308 amino acids.